GCCGUACGAUGAUCUAGCCGUUGCCAUUAACCUAAUCAAAUCCGCGCGUUGCCCCCGGCCGUCUAGUGGUUUCCAGGCGAGCACUCGCGUCCGCGAACCUGCUUUCCACGGACACCAUCAUUCGACGGCCCUGAUGUCCGCCACUCCGGCCGCAAGCUUUUCCCAAAAUUGCCCGCCCCUUUCCGCCUUAUAUAUUGUGCACGUACUGCUCCUCAGUGGCAGCAGGUCAUCGAUUUGCUUCGUUUAGGGAGGAAGGGAAGGAGGAUAUGGCCGGGCUGCAGAGGUCGGCGCAGACCUUCCGGAGGUCGGGCUCGUCGGGGCUGGUCUGGGACGAGCGCUUCCUCACCGAGGGCGCCGAGGACGGCGGCGGCGGCGCGCCGCUGGGGUCGGAGCCUCGUCGGCCGGAGCUGCGGCACUCGCGGAGCGUCGGCGUGCUCCGGCGCGGCGAGGCGGGUGCGGAGCACGGCGACAAGAAGCGGACGAGGCUGGUGGUGGCGGCCAAGCCGAAGCAGAAGGACCAGCAGAGGAAGCAGCAGCAGCAGGAGGAGAAGAUGGUGCCUGGCGCGGGCAGGAAGGCGUUCCGGUCGAGGGACGUGGCCCCUGCCGCCGAGCCGCCGUCGCCGAGGGUGCCCGCCGGCUGCUGCGCGCCCUGCGCCAUAUUCCGGGGCUCCGGCGGCGCCUCGUCGUUGCUGGCGCGGCGAGCCAAGCCCAGGAAGCGGUAGGGAAACCACCAAUCACGGCGCAUCAAUUGUAAUAAGCUCUUCAACAAAAGCAUGAGCGUCAAAUUGCAAAAGAUGACGAGGUUUGAGUUGUGAUCGCACACUGGCUGCGCGUUUGGAACUCUUUGGUUCUGAUGAAUAAGUUCCAUCAGAGGAAACAUUUCGAUUUUGUAUGUGAAUCUGUUCAAAUAAACAGGUCCCGGCCGGAUCGAGGGACGUGUGCGGCACUGUUCUUCGUGCU
This is a messenger RNA of Setaria italica (foxtail millet), 960 nucleotides long. RefSeq names its product MAPK kinase substrate protein At1g80180. The transcript has a single exon. The coding region runs from base 267 to 722 and encodes 151 amino acids. The record is from RefSeq and is a predicted model, not a curated record. NCBI's taxonomy places the organism in Eukaryota, Viridiplantae, Streptophyta, Magnoliopsida, Poales, Poaceae.